AUGAACCUUGAAGAGUAUUUUGCAAGAACUGGCUAUAAAGGUUCCACUGAAAAACAAGAUUUGGAAACCUUAACUGAUAUAUUCCAGCACCACAUCCGUGCUGUUCCCUUCGAAAACCUCAGCAUCCAUUGUGGGGAGAAAAUCACUUUGGAGUUGGAGCAGGUUUAUAACAAGAUCGUGCGGAGGAAGCGGGGUGGCUGGUGCAUGGAAAACAACCAGCUGCUGGGCUGGGUGCUGAGACGCCUGGGCUACGAUGCCAGCUUUCUGGGAGCUUAUGUGUUCAACCCACACCAAAAUGCCUAUGCCACCAUCAUGACCCAUCUCCUUGUAAAGGUGGUUAUUGACGGCAAACCCUAUAUUGUUGACGGAGGCUUUGGUGUAUCCUAUCAGAUGUGGCAACCGAUGGAGCUCGUGUCAGGGAAAGACCAGCCCCAGGCUCCCGGCGUCUUCCGUUUCACAGAAAAAAAUGCCAUCUGGUACCUGGAGAAAAUGAGACGCAAACAGUACAUCCCCAACCAGCACUUCUCCAAUUCUGAUCUUCUGGAGAAAAAAGACUGUCGGAAAGUUUAUAUGUUCAGUCUUGAGCCACGGACAGUGGAAGACUUCUGUUUCCAGUGCACACACCUUCAGACCUCCCCAGAUUCCCUCUUCACAAAGAAGUCCAUCUGUACCCUCCAGACCACUGAUGGUUUUCGGGCCCUAAUUGGGUGGACACUCACUGAGACCACAUACAACUACAAGGAAAAUAUGGAUCUGGUGGAAUUCAUAACUCUGGAGGAUGAAGAGGUGGAAAAAACACUCAAAGAGAAAUUCAACAUAACCCUAGAUAGAAAACUUGUCCCAAUUAACAUCAAAGGAUUUUACACAAUCUAG
Messenger RNA from Indicator indicator, 873 nucleotides. Its product is annotated as arylamine N-acetyltransferase, pineal gland isozyme NAT-10. The record is from RefSeq and is a predicted model, not a curated record. The transcript has a single exon. Bases 1 to 873 code for a protein of 290 amino acids. Lineage: Eukaryota; Metazoa; Chordata; Aves; Piciformes; Indicatoridae. Gene Ontology annotation, molecular function: acetyltransferase activity.